This is a messenger RNA of Misgurnus anguillicaudatus (oriental weatherfish), 1909 nucleotides long. The record is from RefSeq and is a predicted model, not a curated record. Lineage: Eukaryota; Metazoa; Chordata; Actinopteri; Cypriniformes; Cobitidae.
GACCUAUUCACACGUGUAUCAGUCACACCUCUGUCCUAUACCGGAAAAUCCAUUGGAUUCUGAAACAAAAGUAGGUGCCUGAUCUUUCAGAAGUCUCUUAAAUAGCAGAAACUGGAGAUGUGAAAAAGAUGAGCAACCUUGCAAUGCGCAGCCCAAUGUACUUUACUAGAGCCAAAGAAGAGGAAAGGCUCUGGAUAGAGGAAAAGAGAAGAGACACCCAAGGACUUAGUGGGAAGGAGGCUAAAGACUUUUACCAAAGCCUGCUACAGGAGAGUGAUGCAGAAAAUCCAAGAGAGCGACGAGCGGUGAAAACAGGGAGGGUGAAAAGAGCAGCAGGACAAAAUCGAAGAAGAGGAGAGGGGCGAAGGUUAGAAGCUACUCAUGUCCAAACAGUUGGUACCUUACAGCGUGAUGGGCACAAACUUCUGCGAUUUGCCCAGGAAGGCAAUACACAGGGCCUAAAGGACCUUCUGAGACAUGGCUGUGAUGUAAACUUCCGUGAUGAUUUUUACUGGACAGCUGUGAUGUGUGCUAGUCAGGCUGGAAAGACAGAAGCUGUUCGGCUGCUUCUGCAACAUGGAGCUGCAUGGAUUGGUGUUGUGGACAAACUGGGCAGAGAUGCACGGGAUUUGGCCAUGCAGGCAGGUCACCAUGAUGUAGUGAGAGAACUGGAGCAUUUUGGUGUGUCAGAGAGUACUCCCACUGCAAACGAUGCAAACAGUGGUCGUUCUCUGUGGUGUAGUGUGUGCGCUGUACAUUACACAGACAGCACUCAAACACACAACAAGUCCACGCUGCAUCAAUUCAGUGAGCUUCGCCCUCCACCCACCCCUCAAUACUGCCUGCCCUCCUCUAGCAACAGCUAUAAAAUGAUGCUCCGCUUGGGGUGGGAUCCCUCCUCUGGCCUUGGACCUGCCCAUAGUGGCCGGAAAAAUCCAAUCAGCACGGUACUUAAGAGGGAUCAGAAAGGACUUGGAUUUGGAAUGACUCCACAGCCUAAAGUGACUCAUUUCCGGGAAAAAGAUUCUCAGGCAGUGCAACAGCCUAAAGAGAGAAGCGUAAGACUGGAGAGAGGAUCAAAGCUCAACAAAAAAGAACUUAAAAUGAAAGAUGAGAGAGACAAGCGGUGGGAAAGGGACUAUCGCUCGUCAUUUAAUAUUGACCUCUGACUUGUUUUUUUUGACCUCUGACCUAAUGUGCUUUAUGAUAAACUUUUGAUUGCAUAGUGAGAAAACUAGUUUGUCUGACAGCAACAGAGUUUAUUGAGCCGUGUUAACUGAACUAUGAGAAAUUGAAAAAUAUUUUGAAAAAUGGUUUGUUUUAGGUUUGGCAAUAACUGAAUUAACUAAUUACUCGCCCGUCCUAUGCCAAGACAAACGACAGUGGAUUCUGAUUUUUACAAACGAUUUCUAUUUCUGUGAUGUCAUUGCUGACAACUGAUUGAGAUCUCAUUCAAUUUAAGUUUUGCGCAUUAUGAAUAUGAAUCAUCCAACAUGGACGAGGAGAGGCUGAUUGUACAUUUAAAAGCAAAAACGCAUAACAAAUCCCCCAAGUUUCACUAAAGGAAAGCCAUAUAAAUUGGAGGGAUGCAUCUUCUCUCUGUGUGUGUGUGUGCUGGAGAUGCUCUACGCCCCUUUUUGCGUUCAAUAUGGACUGCCAAAUUGCCUAUCCCUGAAAUAUUACUGUGUCACUUCUAGUUAGGACAAGAUGCAGCAUUCUCAAUAAGUAGACUUGUUGAAACAAGAUGAACUACAUGAUGGUGAGUUCAAAUCAACUCCAGAGAGUUUACAUGUAUAUUAAACUACUUUACUGAACUACUUGACUUAAUGUUAACUUAAAAUUUCACACUUUUGUUUUAAACAUAUAUAAAAUGUAUAAUAAAAUACUUUUGUUUGUUUUGGAUGACUUA